Molecule: messenger RNA, 801 nt
Organism: Nilaparvata lugens (brown planthopper)
Lineage: Eukaryota; Metazoa; Arthropoda; Insecta; Hemiptera; Delphacidae
Exons: 1
Coding region: 1-801 (266 amino acids)
Source: RefSeq, a predicted model, not a curated record
AUGAACUUCCUCACCAAAGAAACGCAAAAUCCACCUCCAUGGGACAUACUAUAUGCAGAUGACAUUGUCCUCAUCAGGAAAACGUCAAGAGAGCUGCAACAAGCACUUGACCUGUGGCGUGAGAAACUGGAGGGGGCUGGCCUUCGAAUCAGUAGAGAAAAGACAGUCUACAUGCAUUGCAACUUUGGUAGAAAUAAUGACCAGGCUCACAUACACCUUCAAGGUACUCCACUGCCAGUAGCUCAGAAUUUCAAAUAUCUAGGCUCGAUUAUCAGCAAAGAUGCAGAUGUUUCGAGUCGGAUAAAUACUGGGUGGAUGAGAUGGAGAGAGCUGACUGGUGUACUCUGUGACAAAAGAAUGCCUGUGCACAUUAAGGGAAAGGUAUAUAAAGCUGCAGUGCGUCCAGCAAUGCUGUAUGGAGCCGAGUGCUGGCCGCUCAAAAAACAGCAGGAAGAUAAACUCCAUGUGGCAGAAAUGAGAAUGUUGAGAUGGGCGGGGGGAGUUAGUAGGCUGGACCACAUCAAAAACAUUCAUGUCCGGGGCAGUCUCAAAGUGACACCAAUUUCUGAAAAAAUAAUUGAGGGGAGACUGCGCUGGUACGGUCAUGAUAACAGACGCCCGCCUAACCACAUGACGAGAAAAGUGCUCGAGAUGGAGCCGCAGCCAAGGGGCAGAGGCAGACCCCGCCUCACGUGGAUUUCUCUAGUCCAUAAGAAUAUGGAGAAAUUGGACCUGGUAAAUGAGACGACCCAAGAUCGCAGGAUCUGGCGACUGCGUGUUAGGAGAGCCGACCCCAAAUAA